This is a messenger RNA of Haliotis rufescens (red abalone), 999 nucleotides long. RefSeq names its product GTPase IMAP family member 9-like. NCBI's taxonomy places the organism in Eukaryota, Metazoa, Mollusca, Gastropoda, Lepetellida, Haliotidae. The transcript has 3 exons. The record is from RefSeq and is a predicted model, not a curated record. The coding region runs from base 1 to 999 and encodes 332 amino acids. Gene Ontology annotation, molecular function: GTP binding.
AUGUCAACGCCAAAUAAUGCAUCCCUUGUUCUCAUCGGGCGUCACGGGGCCGGGAAAACAGCAGUUAUUGAAUCCCUUUUAGGAAAGAGAUUGAAAGUAUCUACGCCUGCGGGGGAUAUCGGCAACACAUACAAGAUAACAACUCCCGGCAUGGCACUGAAGGUUAUUGAAACACCUGGGUUCUUCGCUGCAGUGGACAUAAAUACUUGUAAGUCCAAGCUAGUUGGCACUAUCCGUACAUCUACACCGAGUACCGAUGCCUUUGGGAUGGUAAUUCAAAUAGGACGAUUUACAACGGAAAAGGGGAAAAUGAUUGACUUGUUUCAAGAAAUAUUUGGUGAGGGUGUGUUCCGAUUUACUAUUGUCAUCUUUACAAAGUUGGACGAACUCACCUACGAUGAUAUGACUUUGGAUGAGUUCCUUCAAGACAGUACGCCAGAACUUCAGAGGUUUUUAACGGCAUGUGGUGGGCGGUAUAUUGGCUUUGACAACACGGGAGACUGGGAGACCAGGGCGAAGUAUGGAGAGAGACUUGUAUCCAUGUUGAAGGAUCUCCAGAUGCAGAACAGCAACAUGGUCUACACCGUGGCCAUGCUUGAUGAGGCCACUGGGUGUCAGCAGAAGAAAGAGGAAGAAGAGAAGAGAAAACAGGAGGACGAGUAUAGGAGAGAGAAAGAAGAAAUGAAGAAACGGAUGCGUCAAGGGAUGAGACGAGAGUUUGAUGCAGAGUUGCAAAGAGAGACUGUGACGACAUCACAGAAGUACCAAGCCUUUGGACAAGAUACGAAAUACAAACCAACACAUGGUCAAGGUUUUCAACAGAUUGUUCUAAGACGCGCCAAACCGACACAAGUCAGAACUCCACCACACGGAGAGCAGCGUCCAAGUGAUGACGGGAGGACCCCAAAGGGCAGGGUCGCGGACACUGUGCAGUCAAGCCAACCAAAAAGAAGAAGUUUAUUUGAACUCAUUUCCUUUUUCGAGUCUCAGAAAAAUUGA